Molecule: messenger RNA, 1073 nt
Organism: Lathyrus oleraceus (garden pea)
Lineage: Eukaryota; Viridiplantae; Streptophyta; Magnoliopsida; Fabales; Fabaceae
Product: cyclase-like protein 2
Exons: 7
Coding region: 57-818 (253 amino acids)
Molecular function (GO): arylformamidase activity
Source: RefSeq, a predicted model, not a curated record
AAAAUAAAAAAAUAAGUGGACACAGUACUCACAUCACCAAAACCAACAAAUCCAAAAUGAACUACCAAGCGGUAGCGCUCGCUUUCAUGGCGGCAAUUUGCACGUCGACGGUAAUCGACGACGAAAACCUCAUCCCUCCUCGCCGCGAACUUUACGAUAACGGAAGAAUCUUCGAUAUCACUCACAGGUAUCACCCGGACAUGCCAGAGUUUGAAUCUAAAAACGGUAUCGGUCAAUUCCUGUGGCUUCCAAAGAGCAUGAAAAACGGUUCCAUCGCUAAUAACUCUGAAAUGAAACUUCCGGCUCAUACCGGAACUCAUGUUGAUGCACCUGGCCACGUCUACGAUCACUACUUCGAUGCUGGAUUUGAUGUUGAUUCACUCGACUUGCACGUCCUCAAUGGUCCUGCUCUUUUAGUUGAUGUUCCAAGAAAUAGUAAUAUAACUGCUGAAGUUCUGAAGUCAUUAAAUAUCCCCAGGGGUGUAAAGCGUGUACUCUUCCGAACAUUAAAUACCGACAGGCGGCUUAUGUUUCAGAAGGAAUUUGACUCAAACUAUGUGGGGUUCACUGUAGAUGGAGCAAAAUGGCUAGUGGAAAACACCGAUAUCAAACUUGUUGGUAUUGACUACCUAUCUGUUGCUUCUUAUGAUUACUUGAUUCCAUCCCACCUUGUGUUUUUAAAAGACAGGGAAAUCAUUCUUGUUGAAAGCCUGAAACUUGAUGAUGUCCCAGCAGGAUUAUACUCAGUCCACUGCUUACCUCUUAGGUUGGCUGGUGCUGAGGGAUCACCAAUACGAUGCAUUCUAAUCAAGUACUAAGGAGGAAGUGCUGUCUCAAAUGCAAUGGUAAGAGGGGAUCAUCAAUGAUGUAUGUAUGUUUAGAGCAAGAGGUAGAGAGAUGCAUCAGUCUAAUAGCUUUUCUUUAAUAUAGUUUGCCAGCUACUUUGAACCAAAUAAAUUGUCGCAGUGGCGUCUUUAUGGAGGUAGAUAGUAACAUUACUGUUCUUCAUCUUUAGUAGCAUAUGUUUCCAUUACACUUAUUAAAAACAUCAAAUAUAGAUAAACACUCGAAUA